GCCCUCGCUGCUUCUUCCUCCUCCUGCUUCUUGGCUCGGUUCGGACGGUCCUUCUCUCUGACCCAUCGGUGCUCCUCUCUCACACCCCCGGACCGGUACACGAACAGAACCCGCCGGUUUACCAAGCUGAGAGCUCCAGGGAACAGCGACCGAGCCACGAAGUCUGGAGCCAGAGACGCCGUCCAACACCAGGCAGGACCGGGGUCUGGAAGCAGGAAGCUGGUCCGGUGGUUGAUGUGGGAGUGGUGAGUGCCUCUCUGGGAUCAGGAGCGGGUUCAGAGCUGACCCAGGAUCAGGCUGCAGCCUUCAUAUAAUCCACCAAAGAGCAUUAACGGGCUAAGUUUGGUUCUGGACGGGACAGGUGAUCCCCCUGUCCACCAUGAUGCAGAUAUCUGACUCCUACAACCAGAAGAACUCGCUCUUCAACGCCAUGAACCGCUUCAUCGGCGCCGUCAACAACAUGGACCAGACGGUGAUGGUGCCGAACCUGCUGCGCGACGUCCCGCUGGACCACAGCCAGGAGCCCAAGCUUCCGGAGACCACCACCAGCAACGGCCGAGCCUACUUCCAGCAGGAGGACGGGGACAUGUACAGCUCCUACGUUCUGCUCAAGUCCAUCCGGAACGACAUCGAGUGGGGCGUCCUGCAGGGGGACGAGCCGCUGAAGGACGAAGGCGCCGAGUGGCCCGAAAGCAUCGGCACCGGGGGGGCCGACGAGCGGCCCAGAGAGAAGGCGGACCUGAAGGAGGAGCUGCGGGCCGAGCUGGAGGAGGACGACCUGGAGAAACAGUUCCACUUCCACCUGAGCGGACUGCACACGGUCCUGUCCAAACUGACGCACAAAGCCAACACGCUCACAAACCGCUACAAGGAGGAGGUUGGCUGCAGGAACUGAGCCGGCUGUUUCCGUUUACAGAAACCCAACAGUACGCGUGUUUGUUCRCUUUUUUACACAAACUUUAGCUCAUUAACUUCAAACCAGAGAUCGGUUUAUAUCAUUUCAUCCUGAAAACAGAAAGUUUACUCAAAAACUGAAACUAUUUUAAGGAUUGAUWUUAGUUCUGAAGCAGGUUCUAAAAAAACUUAAUUUAAAAGGUGAACAUCUCAGAUACAUGUUGAGUUUAAUAUUGUCAGAAAACUGUAGAAUUUAUUUUUAUUCUAUUUAAUUUUAAUAUAAAUAUACAGUUUGAGUCUUUUUAAAGCUCGUGGCAUUUUACAGGCUGAUAUUUGCCUGCAGCUGAGGCUUGCUUUUCAUCCGUUCUUUUACAGGUAAAACACAAUUUAUGAAUAAAUCCUCCUGAAAAGAAGUUUAGUUUCUCCUCUUGUGCUGUUUUUAACAUCUGCAAGUUAAAACGUAGUAAAAACAUCGAACAAAAAAAGAAAGAAAAGGUAUAAUUGAUCAGCUUUGAGGAAAUYAUUCAUAUUUUUACAAGGAGGCAAAAACAUUUCAAUGAAAAGUCUGAACAUUUUUAUUUAUAUAAGAACAUUUUUUAGAAAUAAAACAACUAUAAAUCUGUCAUUAGGUAAAGAUCUGAGUUUUAGGCAAAACACUUCAAAUAUCUUCAUUAACGCUUAGAUUUUUCUCUGAAUAAUAGUCAUAUUACUGACUUUGAUCCUUUCAAAAUAAAAGACAUCAUAAUGACUCUGGAGCACUCAGGCUGCGUUCACACUGCGGCUAAAUGUGACCCACAUCUGGGUUUUUCAUGAUAAUCUGAACGUGACACAACCCAGGUCUUUACAGUACGUGGUGCUGGAUCAGAUACAGAUCUGAUGUUUCCAAAGCGACCUCAGUCUGAAUGCUCGUGUCUCAUUUCAUCCAGUGAGGCGGGGCUGGGUGCGUCGAGMCGCUGRCCUGGAGUCGUGCUGUUUAAAUCUGCACACAUCUUCAGCUAAAGAACASACCUGGACCUGUUGCUUCAGCUCUUAAUUAUUUUUUAUUUUCCAUGUCCUGGUUGACUGAGAAUCCACAGCAACAUGUGAUGCUAACRUUAAACGUUGAUAUUCAA
Austrofundulus limnaeus is the source of this 2006-nucleotide messenger RNA. RefSeq names its product MID1 interacting protein 1b (gene mid1ip1b). The record is from RefSeq and is a predicted model, not a curated record. NCBI's taxonomy places the organism in Eukaryota, Metazoa, Chordata, Actinopteri, Cyprinodontiformes, Rivulidae. Gene Ontology annotation, biological process: regulation of lipid biosynthetic process. The coding region runs from base 380 to 895 and encodes 171 amino acids. Gene Ontology annotation, cellular component: cytosol. The transcript has 2 exons.